UCUUCCUCUGGUUUCACCUUACAGAGAUCCAUAAGUUUUUAUUUAGGAAACUAUGGUUCUGUAAAUAGAUAAUGGAAGAGAGGGAGCUUCUUAGAGAUCUGUUUUUAGUAUUUCUCUUAUAGUUAUUAAUCAGAAAGCAAAUCUCUACCUUUUUUCUCCAAAAAAAAGGAUUGUAUAGAGUUUUGAGCAAAUAUGAGAACCUAAGUACAAACCAGAACCAGAAUAACCAGAGGAUUUUCAUCUCAAUCUUUAACCUUCUUUGUCUGUUCAUGCCAAAACGUUUUGCUUCGACGACUUAUCACAAUAAAGCGUCUUGUUCUUGAAAUUAUUCUUGGUCGCAUCUGUUUUUUCUUCUCGCUCUGGUUUAGGUUGGGCUUGAGUCAUCAUGGUCUGGUUUCUAACAGAGUUAAAGAAAGAAACCAAGUGUUAUGUUCUAGUUUUCAUUAGCAUCUAUUUAUGCUCUUUCAUACAUAAGUAGCUCUCUAACAAGAAUCCAUUUUGAAAGUUUUGGUCUUUUCUCUGUCAUAGGUUGAUUUUUCAUUUGCUAGUUAUAGUCUCUUAUGGAAAUAUGUGAUUCUUUCAGAUUUUUGGUAGUCUUUCUGAAUGGAGUGUAAUGCAAAGCCACCGUUGCAAUGGGAAUGGGAAAAUUUGAUAUCUUUUGGUACUUCAUCAGCUGAAAUUCCUAGAAAGCUACGACCAAUGGAUUGGGAGAUUGAUGGGUUUGAUUGCACCUCUCUAUAUUCUUCAAGCUUUGCUGCAGUAGCUUAUGGUGGUAGUUCAGGUUCUGAUCUAGCUCAUGCUUUCUCUAAAAGCUCAAAGUCAACUUCCAUUAGCUCCUCAUCAGCUGAAGUGAGAACAUACAAUUUUACAUCAGAAGCUGGUGAAAGUGAGGAGUUUGUAAAGGGAAUGAAUACUUCUCCAAGUCUUGAACUUUCAUUUGGCUCUGGUGAUCCGGUUCUUGGCUUAAAGCUUGGUAAAAGAACAUACUUUGAAGACUUUUUGGAUGUGGAGAAUGCGAAAGUUUCUGCACUUCCAGUGAGCCUCGCGUCAUCAUCUGCAUCUCCGGUGAAGAAAUCAAAAUCUGUUUCUCAGAGGCUACAAACUCCUCACUGCCAAGUUGAAGGCUGUAAUCUUGAUCUCUCGUCAGCUAAAGACUAUCAUCGGAAACACAGGAUUUGUGAAAACCAUUCAAAGUUCCCUAAAGUUGUUGUGAGUGGCGUUGAACGUCGGUUCUGCCAACAGUGUAGCAGGUUCCACUGUCUCUCUGAGUUUGAUGAGAAGAAACGUAGCUGUCGCAGGCGUCUCUCUGAUCACAAUGCAAGACGUCGCAAGCCAAAUCCCGGGAGGACUUAUGAUGGGAAGCACCAAAUGGAUUUUGUAUGGAACAGAUUUGCACUUAUCCAUCCAAGAAGUGAGGAAAAGUUUCUAUGGCCAAGCUCAAAGCCCUUACCAUCAAAAGGGUUAAUGCCACAACAUGCAAAGACCGAGAUGUCCAAUAAGCUGUUCACCGAGCAAUGUGGAUUUGGAUUGUUGGACCCCAAAACUAAAACCACAAGAGCUGAAUUAUUCAGUAAAGAUAAGGUCACAAUCUCUUCACACAUGGGUACUUCUCAAGAUCUUGAUGGUGCUCUCUCUCUUCUGUCAAAUUCAACAUCAUGGGUUUCCUCUGACCAACCAAGACGGUUUACCCUUGACCACCAUCCCACAAGCAACGUCCAACCCGUGGCUCACCGGUCUGCUAGUCAACUCAAUUCAGUGUCUGGAUAUUGGCAGCCGAAUCCACCAGCGGUUGAGCCUUCAAACGCUUUGCAUAGAAACGGGGUAGGCCAGUUUAAUGAGAGCUUCUUCAGCUUGAACCAGUUUUAUAACUGAGAGUGUAUGCCUUUAAGAUACUUUUUAUGUCAAGGAUCAGGCAGGCAUAGUGUUAUAGGAUCUGUAAAACUUGCAAAGACACCAAGUCCUCUCUUCUUUGUUGUCGAUUGAUUUUCAUGGGGUUAAGAGAGGUUUAACCAUUGUCUUAAA
Molecule: messenger RNA, 2022 nt
Organism: Eutrema salsugineum
Lineage: Eukaryota; Viridiplantae; Streptophyta; Magnoliopsida; Brassicales; Brassicaceae
Product: squamosa promoter-binding-like protein 2
Exons: 5
Coding region: 604-1872 (422 amino acids)
Cellular component (GO): nucleus
Molecular function (GO): DNA binding
Source: RefSeq, a predicted model, not a curated record